Messenger RNA from Heteronotia binoei (common prickly gecko), 1488 nucleotides. It is a transcript of the gene LRRC72, whose product is annotated as leucine rich repeat containing 72. The record is from RefSeq and is a predicted model, not a curated record. Gene Ontology annotation, molecular function: protein binding. The transcript has 9 exons. Lineage: Eukaryota; Metazoa; Chordata; Lepidosauria; Squamata; Gekkonidae. Bases 173 to 1003 code for a protein of 276 amino acids.
GUAGCCCUCCGGCCACACCCACUGCGCCAGAGCUCAGCAGCGACAAGCGAGGCUCCCGGAACGUUCGACGUUCGGCAGUUCCAGCGGCUCUUCUCGCUCCCUGAUUGGCUCUCUCUUCUCUCUGCCUUUUGGGGGGAGGCUGUGAUGGUUGUCCUGGAAGCGCGAGGCCAAUAUGGCUGCUACUUCUGGGGGCGGUGGGAGGCUCAAGGGUGAGGAGGUUUUAAAAAAUCAAUUGAAGAUAUGUGGCUUUAAGAAAGAUAAUGAUGUCACAGAGUUGUAUCUGGGAGAAAGGGAAUUAAAAGAAGUCCCUGAUUUAUCACAGUUCCAUAAACUAAUGUAUUUGUGGCUAAAUAAUAAUAAGAUUGAGAAAUUAACUUUUUUGAAGUGUAACUGUGGCUUGAGAGAGUUGUACCUCAACAACAACGAAAUCAGAAGUAUAGCAGGUGUUCUCAGACAUAUACAUUCAUUGCAGAUCCUGAUGCUUCAUAACAACCAGCUGAAGAACCUGGAAACAACUGUGAAAGAGCUAAAGGGAAUGAGUCUACAGACUUUAAAUCUGUUUAAAAACCCUCUGGCACAAGAUUGCAGAUACCGUCUUUAUGUAAUAUACCACCUUCCUACAGUUCUGUUGCUUGAUAGGAAAGAAAUAACCAUUAAAGAAAGAUCAUUGGCUCUGAAUAUUUACAACCACCAAAAGACCCUUGUUCUUCAAUCUAUAGGAUUUGGGAAGAGAACAGAUGUACCACUAUUGCCUAAGGCCCCAUUUAGUAAAAGCUGGUCAUCAACCAAAGUGUUGCGCUUGCCUCCAGGUUGUGAAUUUGGAAAUCACUUGGUUAAAAUUCCAUUUGAAAAUCCAGAAGAUGCUGUCUUUGUGAGGGCAAUGAAUCGUUCCAUAGUGAAGUACUCUACUGUUAACUGGGAUACAGUGACCACAUCUGAAGAAAAACGUCUUGGCACCAAGCCAGAAAAGGUGGCAGAGAAACUGACAAUAACAUUCAGAUAACUGAAAGUUUCAUCAGGAAGCUGUGUUGUAAGAACCUCUUUCACUAUCAUUUUUGUUAAACAUUUUUGUUAUAACUUUUAAAGGUAUUGCAGAACAACAAAUCUUCAGUUUAUUAUUUCAGCAUUUAAGAUUCUCUUCCCACAACAGUACUGGGAAGCAAUGGCUACUGAUUGAAUGCAGUUUCUGAGCCCUCAGCUGGUAGUUAAGCAUUAGGGUGAAGCAAAACAAAUACUCCGAAGCUACUGGUAUGCCAGUAUAAUGCUACUGCUGUUCUUGCUUAUGUGUACAGAAAGGGCUUAAGGAAGAAAUUUCUAGUUCAGUUACAGACAGAUCACGAUGCAUAGUGAUAUUCUUCUAGAAUAUCAAGUCACAUUUGUCUGUUUUCCAUCUUCUGCAAAAUGUAGCUAUAUUAUUGGAUAAUAUCACUUCAGUGUUUGUUUAAAAUGUAACAUUGUUUUAACAAAGUAAAAAUUCUGUUGAGCUAA